Messenger RNA from Pistacia vera, 1910 nucleotides. Its product is annotated as 6-phosphogluconate dehydrogenase, decarboxylating 2. Gene Ontology annotation, molecular function: phosphogluconate dehydrogenase (decarboxylating) activity; NADP binding. Gene Ontology annotation, biological process: pentose-phosphate shunt; pentose-phosphate shunt, oxidative branch. The record is from RefSeq and is a predicted model, not a curated record. Gene Ontology annotation, cellular component: cytosol. The coding region runs from base 174 to 1640 and encodes 488 amino acids. The transcript has 2 exons. NCBI's taxonomy places the organism in Eukaryota, Viridiplantae, Streptophyta, Magnoliopsida, Sapindales, Anacardiaceae.
UUUUCUUUUAUUAUAAUACCAUUUCUAGCUCUUCUUCUUUUUCUUGUUUUUCACAUUGUCAUUUGAUCAUUCAUUAUAUAUCUACACUCUGUCCUCUCCAUUUCCCAGAUCUUAGUUUCAUCAAAUUUCUCAACGAUUUGCGUUAAACAAGUUUACGAGUUUCAGGGGAAGAUAUGGCACAGACCAAACAACUUACAAGAAUAGGCCUUGCUGGUCUGGCAGUCAUGGGCCAAAAUCUGGCCCUCAACAUUGCUGAGAAAGGCUUUCCCAUUUCUGUUUACAAUCGAACUACGUCCAAAGUUGAUGAGACUGUUGAACGAGCUAAGAAGGAGGGAGAUCUUCCCGUAUAUGGUUUCCAUGAUCCAGAAGCUUUUGUUAAUUCAAUCCAAAAACCACGGGUAAUUAUCAUGCUGGUUAAAGCUGGGGCACCUGUCGACCAGACCAUAAAGACCCUGUCUGCAUACAUGGAGAAAGGUGAUUGCAUUAUUGAUGGUGGUAAUGAAUGGUAUGAGAACACUGAGAGGAGAGAGAAAGCCGUGGCUGAAUUGGGUUUGCUUUACCUUGGAAUGGGAGUUUCAGGUGGUGAAGAGGGUGCAAGAAAUGGUCCCUCUUUGAUGCCUGGAGGGUCUUUUGAGGCUUACAAGCACAUUGAAGACAUUCUUCUUAAGGUUGCAGCUCAGGUUCCUGAUAGUGGCCCUUGUGUGACUUUCAUUGGCAAAGGUGGAUCUGGUAAUUUUGUCAAGAUGGUUCAUAAUGGAAUUGAAUAUGGCGAUAUGCAGCUGAUUGCUGAGGCUUACGACGUACUGAAAUCGAUUGGAAAGUUGACAAAUGAGGAACUGCAAGGUGUUUUCUCUGAAUGGAACAAAGGCGAACUUCUCAGCUUCUUGAUUGAAAUUACUGCAGAUAUUUUUGGAAUAAAGGAUGACAAGGGAGAUGGAUACUUGGUUGACAAGGUUUUGGACAAAACUGGUAUGAAGGGUACUGGCAAGUGGACUGUGCAGCAAGCUGCCGAUUUAUCAAUUGCAGCUCCAACAAUUGCUGCUUCUUUGGAUGGAAGGUUUCUUAGUGGGUUAAAGGAGGAAAGAGUUGAAGCUGCCAAAGUCUUCAAAUCAGGUGGCUUUGGUGAUAUUCUCUCUGACCAAGCUGUGGACAAGAAGAAGUUGAUUGAUGAUGUGAGGCAGGCUCUUUAUGCAUCCAAGAUAUGCAGUUAUGCACAGGGGAUGAAUCUUAUCCGUGCAAAGAGUAUUGAAAAGGGAUGGGACUUGAAAUUGGGAGAACUAGCUAGGAUAUGGAAGGGUGGUUGCAUUAUCCGAGCUGUGUUCCUUGACAGAAUCAAGAAGGCUUAUGAUAGGAACGCUGAUCUAGCAAACCUUCUUGUGGACCCAGAGUUUGCAAAGGAAAUCAUUGAUCGGCAGUCCGCCUGGAGAAGAGUUGUAUGCCUUGCUAUCAACUCUGGUUUUAGCACCCCGGGUAUGUCUGCCAGUCUUGCGUAUUUUGACACAUACAGAAGGGGUCGAUUGCCCGCUAAUUUGGUCCAAGCUCAACGAGACUAUUUUGGUGCUCAUACAUAUGAGAGGACCGAUAUCGAGGGCUCCUUCCAUACAGAGUGGUUCAAGAUUGCCAAAAACUUGAAAAAUUAAAUCUUCCCCUGAUAAUUUCUGCUUAAUCAGAACUCUUUUCAAUAAUAAAAUAAUUUCUGCUCUGGACUCUGGUGUAUAGCUGGGCAGAGCUUGCUUCACCACUGUUUGGUGAAAGUAUACUUUAGCAUGAUCUAUUUGUUCCGGUCAAAUUUCUUUGAAAGCACUUCUCUUUUGUUUGCUGUUGUUGUACUCUGGCAGAUUUGAUGUUUUUACUUUGUCUUUAGAUUCAGAUUAAUCUUUAGCUCAUGUCUUCUAGACAACAAGGCGAAA